AUAGAGAUAAAUGUAUACGUUGUUACCGGUGUCACUUUUAGUAACGCAACGAGCUAAGAAACGAUCGGGUCACUCGACCACCGGCUCGUCAAUCUUUAUCAACGGUUCUCCUCUCCCGGUAUUCCGCUUUCGUGGUAGCGCCUUUUUUUUCUACUGAGAGUUUACGAACGAGUGUUCUAUUGGUAUCAAGUGCGUUGUUAACUCACAUCGAGAUUCGUGGGAGGGUGUAUUUGGUGGUAAAUUCUGAAGAAUUGUCACGAGCCCUCAUGGAAGUUCUACUUCGUCCUGUCCACGUCGUUGUCCUUGGACAGAAUGGCAAAUCUUCGGUAUUCGCGGGAUUUUUUCUCUGCAUUUUUUUGUCACUCGUUUCGGCUCAAUUGGAUUUACCACCACUGAGGGAUGACAGAAACGACGGUUACAAUCGUCAGUCCGAUGACAGACUCGACAGAUUUGAUGGUUUCGGUCGGCCGCAAGUUCAAAGACCAAACGAUCUCGAUUACCGAAAUGUAUUAGCGAGGCUGGAUUUUCUCGGUGCCGAACGAUGCAGCAGCAAUGUUGCGGCCCAAUGGGCUUACGAGACCAACGUUAACGAAUACACUCAAUUGCAAGCGCUCGAGGCACAGCGUUUGUACGCCGACUUUCAAAAUCAAGCAUGGCAAUUGAUCUCCAGAUUGGAUGGCUCCAAUCUCAGGGAUCCGAACAUAGCGAGACGUUUGAGGUACCUCUCAGCUGUUGGACCCGCUGCUCUUCCACCUGAUCAAUUAGACAGGUACAAUCGAGUGAUAAAUGAUAUGCUGAGCAUUUACAACUCUGCGACGAUUUGUGCUUACAACGAUCCUUUCAGAUGUGGACUGCGUCUUUACCCAGACGUUUCGAGGAUCAUGGCAAAGAGUCGAGACUGGGAUGAACUGCAAUGGGUUUGGGUGGAAUGGCGAAGACGCAGUGGUUCGCAAAUUCGAGAUUUGUACGGACAACUCGUUCAGUUGAACAAUGACGCAGCGAGAUUAAAUAACUUCACUGACGCAGCUGAAUAUUGGACUUUCCCAUAUGAGACUCCGAAUUUCCAGCAGGAAAUUGACGAAGUCUGGGAAACCAUUAGACCACUUUACGAUGAGCUCCAUGCGUACAUCCGAAAGAAGCUCCGCGAUCUUUAUGGACCAGAAAAAGUUGGAGGACACACGCCUCUUCCAGCUCACGUCUUAGGAAAUGUAUGGGCUCAGUCGUGGACCAACAUUAUCGACCUAGCGAUACCUUACCCAGGAAAAUAUUACAUGGAUGUAACAGAGGAGAUGCAGGCUCAGGGUUACACGCCAAUUGAUAUGUUCCGCGUAGCAGAGGAAUUUUAUCUCUCGCUCAAUCUGAGUGCAAUGCCUCCGGAAUUCUGGGCAGGAAGUAUCUUGGUGGACCCUGGCGAUCGUCCAUUAAUCUGUCAAGCUUCUGCCUGGGACUUUUGCAACCGUCUCGACUACCGGAUCAAAAUGUGCACUAAGGUCACAAUGAAAGACCUCAUCACUGUCCACCACGAAAUGGCCCACAUCCAAUACUUCCUUCGAUACAGCGGACUUCCUAGAGAAUUCCGAGAUGGUGCGAAUCCAGGAUUCCAUGAAGCAGUCGGCGAGGCAAUCGCGCUGAGCGUAGGAACACCGAAACAUCUCGAGACCCUGGGAUUGGUGAACAAAUACGUAAACGAACCAGCGGCCGACAUAAACUACUUAUUCUCGCUGGCAAUGGAAAAACUUGUCCUUCUGCCGUUCAGCAUCGCUGUGGACCGAUGGCGAUGGGACGUAUUCCGAGGCGUCGUUCAUCGCGAAGAGUACAAUUGUCACUGGCACAGGAUGAUGGAACUUUAUGCAGGAACGAAACCGCCUGUACUGAGAUCGGAAGACGAUUUUGAUCCGGGUGCAAAGUACCACAUCCCUGCGAACGUUCCCUACAUUCGAAACUUCGUCGCGGGGGUUCUACAGUUUCAAUUAUAUCGAGGACUGUGUCAGGCUGCUGGACAGAGAUUCCUCGAUGAUCCACGGCGACCUUUGCAUCGAUGUGACUUUUAUCGGAGUCCAGCUGCUGGUCGAGUGUUAGGAAGAUUAAUGGAGAAAGGAUCUUCGAGACCGUGGCAAGACACGCUGCAGGAAGCGACCGGUGAAUUCAGAUUGGACGGAAGCGCACUUCGGGAAUAUUUCAGGCCUCUCGAGGACUGGUUGAGAACGGAAAAUCUGAGAAACGGCGAGGUCGUUGGGUGGUCGUACGACGGUGACUACUGCAAGAGGAGCAUCGAGACAGCGGGACUGCAGGUAUUUGGCAGCGGUUUUUACAACUCGGCCAUGAAUCUUCACAGCUCAUCCUUCCUGUCAGCAAAACUGGUGAUCUCGUUGAGCGCGGUGCUCGGUUCAGUACUCUCCUCCAGCCUAUCACUGAUUUAGAGGGUAGAGAAUCGAUUGUUUCGCGGUGCUCGUCGGAAUGUGCUUGACCCGAGGAACCCGUUGUGUCUUUGUCAUCAUGAACGAACGUGUCAAGAGGAGAGAGAUCAAAGUUUAAAAAAAAGAAACACUGGCAAAAGAGUCUGCUCGCGUCGCACUCGAUAUGUUUAGAAUCACUGAUAAGUGGCCGGAUAGGCACCGAGUUACCGAUAAAACGAGGACACAAGUUCGACUAUGCAAUUUACAACGAGAAAAGACAAGAGGAAAGGUACUAUUGAAUGACGGAAUCAAGGCCAGCGAGGCAAAAUAGAACUCGAAGAAAUGAAACGAAAACGGUGAAUCGAAGUAAAACGAAGACGUCUGAAGAGAGUCGAUCCACUCAUUGAGUCACGUACCAAACACGUGCUAUGGAAACUCGAAAUUUCUCGGGGCAAUAACAAUCCUGGCCGACUUUUAGCCACUCGUACUCCACCCUCCGAUCGUUCCAAGAGCGAGAGCAUGAUUUUUCAAAUAAUCGUAACUUCCCGAAAGGAUUUCAGUCCCCCGUAGAUCAGGGAGAGUUUCUGGCAUAGUCAGCGUUGCCAAAUGCAGUUUGAGACAUGUCCGGCCGUCGACGAGAAAACAAUUUUUCCAUACCCACGAAAAAAAUGGUCGCGAUCAGUGCCCAUUUUUGGAGAGUUUAACGAGCAAUAUAACGAAACGAAAUGAAUGAGAAAGCGAUCAAGGGAUUCCAAGCUGCAUGCCCAUCCGUUACAUCGGCACACAAUUCAUCCUCCAUUCGCAAUCCUUCGGAAAUUCCCUUUCGGCUAAAUUUAACGAGCCCAAUAAUCCUGUGUACGUGCGAAUACAAACGUACACUAUCCGGAGGGGUGUGAUGCUGCUGGCUCAUCAAUAUUAAUACCGUUGAAUCGGUUUUAAUGACUGCACGUCACGCAUACGCGCUCCGAAGAGCUUCGAGUUUUCUCGAAUUCGCUGUCGAGACACGUGAAACUGGUGGACUAGUUCCUUUGCGCAUUGUCUCACCGCGCCUCCGCGUAGCCUCUCAUUCAAUGACGUACAUGUAUAUGGAACACGAUUUUGUGCAAAAGUACAUAUUAGAUAGAGGCUGUGCCAAAAGCUCCUUCCAAUUUAUGAGGAACAUUGACCCAAUCAAAAUUCGAUAAUAAAAUCAUCGUUUUCCUGCUCUCUUCAUGACUAAAGUGCUGCUCCAUAACCAAGGACGGUUGAGAAAUUAUCAUUCGCAGCACUUCUUCUGCUCCACGAUAUCGCCGCUGGGGCCCUGAACCGGACGUCACUAAAAAAUUAAUAUCUCGUCAGCGGUGGAUCACAGAAAAAAACGCAUGGCCACUUAUCCCUUCGAAAUUUAACGAUCCAUUAACUCGUUUAUUUGACGCCUGACUUUUAGGACACUCUGUAAAUAUAUGUAGUAUAAAUCUAUAGCAAAGUAUCUCGGUCAUCCGGCUGCGGGCGAACGGGGAAGACACUCGACACUACGUGCGGAGCAGCCGCAUAUACGGAAUGCGGAAAGAGUGAAUGUUGUGCUCGCCAAACGUUUACUUAUUUAUUUAUAUACAUGUACACUUAUGUGUAAAUGUACUUGAGACAUAUAUCUUACGUACAUCACUUGCGGCAACGUGUGUACGACGUGCGUCGCCCAUGCGCGAAAAAAAUAAAAUGAAAAAAAAAAAAAAAACGAUAGAAAAGAAGAAAAAAACGUUCUUAAACACGAGGACGAGAUCCCAUUGCCCGAUUACUGCAGUAAGUUGAAACUCUCGCUUUCUCGAUGAAAGCACACCAACCGUGUGGCAUUUAUAUAGUGAUCUCUCCGACGCUCCAUCGACAGCUACAUCUUGAAUAAGAUUUAACCAAGAUUUCAAGGUCCGGCACGAUAACUCUAUUGCAUGACUUUGGAUUUAAACACCUGCACGUCGAAUGACGUGUCUGUUUUCUUUUUUUUCAUUCUAUUUUAAUUUUAUUUGUUGUUUUUUUUAUUAUUUUUUUUUUUUUUAUUUUCAUAGACGUAUUUUUAUUGCGUUUGGCUUGUUAAUAAAAUAAAGUCGAAUGUCUUGUAGAAAAGUAUUUUUUUUUUUUUUUGGAAACGAUCUCAUUUGGACAGUUUUAAGGACUGCUAUGGUAGGAAGGUGCGAACAUUUUUUUGCUCUAACCUCUUCGAAAAGAACCAUAAUAAUUGGAGUGAGAAACCAUCUUUUUGCAUUUCAUCGAAAAUUUUUGUUUAUCUAGAGAAUUUUCUACGUUAAUAUUUUGUCAAAUUUGAUUUUAUUUUGCAUCGUUAUUUUCGUUAUUAAAAAUGAAGAAAAAAAUGUA
Molecule: messenger RNA, 4742 nt
Organism: Venturia canescens
Lineage: Eukaryota; Metazoa; Arthropoda; Insecta; Hymenoptera; Ichneumonidae
Gene: Ance-3
Product: angiotensin-converting enzyme Ance-3
Exons: 13
Coding region: 267-2420 (717 amino acids)
Biological process (GO): proteolysis
Cellular component (GO): plasma membrane
Molecular function (GO): peptidyl-dipeptidase activity; metallopeptidase activity
Source: RefSeq, a predicted model, not a curated record